AUGGCUCUACAUGUAAUCACGAUACUGCUGCUUGCUAUCUGCACCUCGAUAUCUCAAGCUCUUUACCCCACCGACCUGAUCUACCAAUACAAGAACGGCACCUGGCUCGAGAACAUCGCAGUUCGCUCAAAUGGCGACAUUCUAGUCACAUCCAUUCUCUCAGCCGAAGUAUUCUCGAUCAACCCCACCACACGCCAGAGCACCCUUGUCCACCGCUUCUAUCCAGACGAAAACCCCCUUGGCAUCACAGAGUCCUCCCCGGACAUUUUUCAAGUCAUCAUCGUUCGAAACCUUGACCUGACAGGCGGCCCACACUGCGAAGCCAACAGCACAGCGAUCUACAGCUUUGACUUCAACCAGCCCAACAGCUCAGGGACAAAUACGUCACGUGAAAUUGACACCUUGUCCUGGAACCCCACAAGUCACACAUCACCCACCACGUCCGCCCAAAACCCCCCGGCAGCACGGCCAGCUCUUCUCCACCCCAGUUAA
Bacidia gigantensis is the source of this 492-nucleotide messenger RNA. RefSeq lists its product as uncharacterized. The transcript has a single exon. The coding region runs from base 1 to 492 and encodes 163 amino acids. The record is from RefSeq and is a predicted model, not a curated record. Lineage: Eukaryota; Fungi; Ascomycota; Lecanoromycetes; Lecanorales; Ramalinaceae.